UCCUCGUGCCUUUAAUGUCAAGGCAAAUUACAGGCUUUUCAAGUCAAAGCCCUCUUGCUCCAGAGCAAAGCUCACUCGAGCCAGACGCUAAUCGCUGCCUCCCACAAGGGGCCUAGCUUUAAUUGCCCAUGACAUGCUAAUCUGCUGGACAGUCUCAAAUGCUCCUUUAUCUGUGUGCCCCUCUCCUUUCCCUCCUCCUUUCCCUCACAGCUCCCCAAUCUCCACACUUUUUCUUCGGCGAGGCAGUUUGCCCUCACCCAGCCUGGGUGUGGCCUUCCUGGCCUAGAGAGGCAGCUCGCCUGUGGAGACAGAAGAAGCUCUGUUGCAGUAGCUUCCAGCCUGUGCCUUCUUGCAUGUCGCGUGUGCCUUUCCCACCCCCUCUGGAGGCAUUAAGGAGAGAAAUGAAACUUUCCCCCCUCUUCAGCAAGUGCUUUUGUUGCCUGGGCUUCCUCUUUAUGGUUCUGCAAGAGUCAGGAAGCCUGAACUCAGACAGCCCCGAGUGCAGCCAAAGAGAUGACAACCCAACAUGCGCAGGGUCCCUGGUGGCCAUGCCUCUCCCUUCUCCGGAAGGCGGCUGCGAUGGGUUGGGGAGCUGCAGGCUCCGCGUCCUGGGGCCUGAGGAGCCGGCAGCACCUGAAGAAGUGCAGGAUGUCCCUGCUGGCGAGCAGCAGAUGGAGUUCAAGCAGAUCCUGAAGCACACUGGAGAGCUCAACAAGCAAAGCUCUUCCAGGACCAGGACCCUGAUGGACCGACUCAGCUUGGUGGAAACCAGAGUGGUUUCCAUGGCAUCGGGCCUACAGAAGUUGCAGGAGGAGAGCCGGCUUAAUCUGCACCGCUUAGAGGAGCAGCUCAGUUCCUUGGUGGCCCUGCUGCUGGGGAUCCUCUCUGGCUGCAAGCUGCCUUGCAGUGAAUCAGUCCUGAAGGCAUCCAUUCUUGAUAUAGGGAAAGAGCACAAGAUUGAGGAGACACCAGCACUUACAGUGGAACCCUCUGAAAAAUCUGAGCACACGUAUCCUCGGGAUUGUGCAGAGAUCCAUAAACAGGGCAUCCGAGACAAUGGGAUAUACACCAUCCAACCCAUCCCCCUCCGUCAACACUUUGAGGCAUACUGCGACAUGGUCACGGAUGGUGGCGGGUGGACCGUGUUCCAGCGCCGGCAGGAUGGCUCUGUGGAUUUCAACCGCACUUGGCAGGAGUACAAGCAUGGAUUUGGGAGCCUGCAAGGAGAGCACUGGCUGGGCAAUGAGCACCUCCACAGCUUAACCCGCCUGGGCCAGCAUGUCGUGCGCAUAGAGCUGGAGGAUUGGCAUGGUGUCAAGCGCCAUGCUGUUUACCGCAAAUUCAAAGUGGCCAGUGAGGCCCACAAGUAUCGGCUGACAGCCCGGGAGUAUCAAGGCAGUGCAGGCAAUGCCCUGAGCUACAGCCGCAACUACAACCACGAUCACAAGUGCUUCACAACUUGGGACAGCGACAACGACAACUACCCCAUGGGCAACUGCGGUGCAUACUAUGGGGCCGGCUGGUGGUUCGACUCCUGCCUGGCAGCCAACCUCAAUGGGAAGUACCACCAUGGACGCUACACGGGGGUGACCAGCGGCAUCUACUGGGGAACAUGGUACAUUCUCGUUGACAAAAGGACCAAUCAGAAGUACUCCUUCAAGAAAGCGGAGAUGAAAACAAGGCCCGUCGGCUUUUAAGAGGAGCUUACAACCAGAAUGCCCGAUGCAUGUGGACUUGCGGCAGGGAGACUUUACAGAGAUAAGUUAAAAGAAAAUAACCUGCUACUGAGAUUGGACUUGGGAAAAGCAAGUUCAAAACAGGACAAAGUCCUACUUUGUGGAGAAUCUUAAUACAAUGAAA
Lacerta agilis (Sand lizard) is the source of this 1860-nucleotide messenger RNA. RefSeq names its product fibroleukin-like. NCBI's taxonomy places the organism in Eukaryota, Metazoa, Chordata, Lepidosauria, Squamata, Lacertidae. The record is from RefSeq and is a predicted model, not a curated record. The transcript is spliced from 4 exons. The coding region runs from base 159 to 1697 and encodes 512 amino acids.